Messenger RNA from Acanthochromis polyacanthus (spiny chromis), 3941 nucleotides. Its product is annotated as glucosidase 2 subunit beta-like. NCBI's taxonomy places the organism in Eukaryota, Metazoa, Chordata, Actinopteri, Pomacentridae. The record is from RefSeq and is a predicted model, not a curated record. Gene Ontology annotation, biological process: liver development; N-glycan processing. Gene Ontology annotation, cellular component: glucosidase II complex. Gene Ontology annotation, molecular function: protein binding; calcium ion binding. The transcript is spliced from 15 exons. Bases 139 to 1494 code for a protein of 451 amino acids.
ACCCAAUAAUCACAUGUGACCGCAUGUUUCAGGAAGCGAAAACAUGGAGAGUUUAAAUGUUUAAAUUGGAGUUUCAAACAGGUUUUAGCGGGAUUUUAUGAAGCAGGACGCUGAAAAUCCACCGUUCUGGUCUCGGACAUGCGUUUCCAAGUUCUCGUCGCUGCUGUCUUCUGGUCUGGAUUUGUGGAUUCGCGGAAAGUUAGAGGAAUAUCCUCGUCCUACAAGAGGUUCUACAAAGAGAGGAAGUCCUUUCUGUGCAUCGAUGGGUCCAAAAUCAUCCCCUUUGAGCAGGUGAACGAUGACUACUGUGACUGUGAGGAUGGAUCUGAUGAACCAGGCACCUCAGCGUGUCCUCGUGGCCGAUUCUACUGCACCAAUCUGGGUUUUCGGCCACAUUACAUCCCAUCAUCACGGGUCAAUGAUGGCAUCUGUGAUUGCUGCGAUGCUUCAGACGAAUACAACAGCCCUGCUCACUGCCAGAACACUUGCUGGAAUCUGGGGCAGAAAGAAAGGGCCUACGUGGAGGGCCAGAUGAGGACCCUGGACGAGGGUUUGCGACUCAAACAGCAGCUGAUUGAGGAGGGAGUUCUGCUCUGGAGGGAGAAACAGGCCCAGCUGAGAGAGCUCCAGCAGGUAGCCGAAGACCUACAGAUCAAAUUAGAGGAGCAUCGGAGGAGGAAGCAUGAAGCCGAGCGACUCAAAGAGCAAACAUUAAAGGCUCUGGAAGCAGGUGACAGCGGUCUCAGACAUCAGAACCGAACAGUGACCAGCAUUUUCCAGUUACUGGACAGCGAUAAAGAUGGCAGUAUAACAGUGGAUGAAGUCAAGGCUAAAGUGGUGCUGGUUCACGACGAGGAGCGACUUCUCUCCGAGGACGAAGCACUGGGUUUGUUGGGAGGAGGCCAUCAAAUCGACCUCACCAAGUUCCGACGAACACUCUGGGAUGUCCUAACAAGAGGAGACAGUGUCAAGAUCAAAGACACACCAGGCAGUGAUGAUCCUCACUUAGAGGCAGCUGACAAAGCUGCAGAGUGGGAGGCUACCAAUCUGAAGAAGGUAGAAGAAGCCUAUGAGACAGUCAACAUGGAAAUAAGUGAUCUACGGAAGAAGCUGGCCAUAGACUAUGGAACAGAUUGGGAGUUUCUGUUUUUGAACAGCCAGUGUUACAAGCUGCAGGUGUAUGAGUAUAUUUACACCCUCUGCCCGUUCAAUCAAGUCACACAAAAGAACACUGCUGGAACAGAGGUGUCAUUAGGGACGUGGGGGAUGUGGGCAGGAACGCCGAAGAACCAGUACAGUCAGAUGGUGUAUGAGAACGGAGAACCCUGCUGGCAAGGAGGUUCACGCACCACCACAGUCACUCUGACAUGCGGAACGGAGACAGCCCUGCGAUCGGUGAAGGAGCCCAGCAAAUGCCAGUACAUCAUGGACUUUCAGACUCCGGUGGCCUGUCAGCCGGUGCUGAAGCAGCGCGGUGUACACAGCGAACUGUGACCCGACCGGACUAGAAUAACUCGGACCCGACGCCCCCUCGGCUAGCCGGCAGUGACAGUCCGGGUCCUCAGGGUCCCCUCUGACAUCUGUGUUGUCAGAACAUAUAUACUUCCAAGCAGAAGGUCACAAUCUGAUCUUCAGCAGCACUCUUUAGUUUCCAAUGAUUGUUACGGCUCUGCUUUAUCUUAUUGACUGAAGGAUUUAAGGAACACAGGUCAGUGUUUAUGCCUUUAAAGGCUUUAGAUUGCAAUGUAAAUAAUAGUGCUGUUUUAAAUACCUGCUUAUUCAUGCGCACAAAUCAAAGAACUACGUCCUUCAAUUUCAUUCGAGCAGAUUCCUUCUUAUAGACAGCCUUAUUUAACCCUUAAAGAGAAGUCUGGUAAUGUGAUGUAUUUCUGUUACUGUCAACAAGUCCCAUGCAAAGACCAAACCAACAAUGAUGUAAUCUGCACCGCAGAGCAAAAACCAACAUGUGCACUUUCUAAUGUGUAAGUCCGCACCUGAACCUAGUCCUCAACAUUCAUGUUUGAGUGACCAACAAACUAAAUGUAACUUCUUUUAAAAUUUCAGCUCAUUGCAACCUAGCAAAGUAUUGUUGGUUUGCUCUUUUCAAAAGGCAAAGCAAAAGCUAUAAACUAAAGUCAUUACAGUAUAUUUUCAUGAAAAAAAAACAACUUGAUCACUGUGUAAAUGGUCAAAAAUAGCGACAUUAGCACAGAUGUAUUUCUGUUACUGACAGAAAGUCCCAUGAAAAGACCAAAACUAACAAUGACAUGAUCUUUACAACAAUUGCUAGUUUUAGAGCUAAAAAUCAAACAUGAAUUGAAUUAUUCAGCUAGUAUUAGGUGCUAAGUACAAAAAGAUUUUGACAAAAUAUUGUUGGAUUUGUUCUUCUCAAGAGACAAAUUAUAAACUAAAGUCAUUACAGUAUAUUUUCAUGAAAUAUCCAACUAGGUCACGGAGUAAAUGCAGCGCUCGAUUUGGACGGUCGCCAGGUCGGCAUUUGCGAAUAAAACGUCGCAAAUGCCGACCCGGCGACCGUCCAAAUCGAGCGCUCGAUCAAGCUGAACCGCGUAUCAUGUUUUCUUCAUGGAGGCAGCCACUUUGUAUGAUGUCAUCAACCUCCUAUCAUUCCCGGCGCUCGCGGCGACCUGGCGACCGUCUAAAUCGAGCGCUGUAAAUGGUCAAAAAUAUCGACAUUACCAUUGAUGUGUUUCUGUUACUACCAGAAAGUCCCAUGAAAAGAUCAAAACCAACAAUGACACGAUCUUUAGAACAGAAAUUACUAAAUUUAGAACUAAAAAAAUCAAACAUGAACUUGAAUUGAAUAAACUCAAAAAAAAAAUUGAAUAAGUAUUGUUGGCUUUCUUCUUUUCAAGAGACAAAGUAUAUUUACACCAAAGAUCCAACUAGAUCACUGUGUAAAUAGUUCAAAAUAGUGACAUUACUGUGAAUGUACCUGCUGUAUCAUUUCACUAUCUGGUGUUAAUGGGAAACAUUAUUUCCGAAACAAUCACAAAGAGUUAAAUAUUCAAAGUAUAGACCUGCAGUUGAUGUAUGCAUAGUAUUCAUUUAUACACUACAGCUACAGUAGUAUGGUCUAAUAUUUACAGUCUUUCGGUGAUUACUGUAUACUGGAUGUAACAUCUCUGGUCUGUGCAGGCUGCUUCACGCUGUGCAUGCUGUCUAUGAUGUUGUUAUGUAACAGAUUGUGGGGUUUCUGCAGCAGAGCCCUCUGCUCAUUAAGGGGGAGCUAAAUCAGCUGUCAGGUAUCCAAUAGGCUGCCUGAUAUAUUCCUACGCUGCUGGGGCAGCUGGGUGGCUGUUUGCCUGCUAGCAAUGCAAUAGCCUGAGGCCCUGCAGCCCAGGGACUGUUGCUUUAUAUUUAUCUGCCUUCAGCUCCUAUCCACACUCUCUGUUUGAUGGUCAAUGGAACUAGUUGCUUUCACCUUCCAUUUUCACAGCAGCGGUCACCAAAUCUGGUAGAAGGGAUUCUCAAAACUAACGUCACAAAUUUGACUUCUAAGCAACUAUCAAGUCUGCUAAACUGUCAAAACUGUUUUGUUUUUAAUAACAUAUUUCGAUUCCCCACAAUCUGACACGGCAUCACUGUAUAUUGUAAUCUCUGCUUCAGCACAAACCUCCAAACUCAACCAACAGCUGGAAAUCCUGCCAAUCAGCCCGAUGGUGUCAAGAGCAGGAGGCAGCAUCACAUUACCGGCAUCUGGAGAAAAAGUUUAUAUUGCAACAUAUGGUGAACCAUGUGAUUGCGCCUCAUAAAGAACUUUUCCUCAGUCUGCAGGGUAUUAACAACUCCUCACUUUACUGAAUGAUCAUCAUGUGUUAAAUUACUUGCGUACUUCACCCCACACAGCGUGGGUGGGAAGCACAUUGGAAGAUAGCAGUUUAAAUGGACAGUUAUUAAAAAGAAGAUUAAAAAAAACACAA